AGGCAACCGUCCGAGUCUACGCGUUGCUGACCCCGUUCAAUCGCGGUCUCUCUCGCAAAAUCGCCACGGGUAUAUUGUUUCGCCGCGACACCGCUGAGCUGUGCAUGCUCCGCACGUAGUCCGCCGAAGCUCGACCCACGCUGGUCUCUCGACCUUGAGAGCGCAGCACCAUGGCUCCUGGACGCAAGAGGCCACGGUCAGACCGCCCCUACCCACAGGAAGACGACCGGAACUCUCGUCCGUCGCCACAUCGGCCGCAGAGCCUUUCUCUGUCACACAAUCAGCAGCAGCACCAGCACCAGCAGCAGCACCAACAGCAUCCGUAUCAGCACCAGCACCAGUACCAACAGACAAACAGCCCGCGCGGUGGUGGUGGUGCGAGGCGCCAGAGCAGGAACAGCGGGCGCGGCGCCUCCAGCGUACCACAAAGCCCCAACGUCCCGCACGCGUCUCCGUCAGCCAUGUUCCCGCCCGCGAAUGCUCACCAUCCCAACAAGCCCGCUCAUGCGACCCCAACGGUCUCGGCGCUGCCAAGCGAGCCUUCGACGCCCACGCCUACCCGCGACGUCCCAGAGAGCAACGAGUACCUCACACCGGAGCGAGUCGCCCACUGGACAGCCGACGCGAGGAAUGCCGUCAUCCAGGCUGCCGUAUCGGCGCGGCGCGAGGGCGAUGUCUUCACGCUUUCGGUCGUGUUCCACGAGAUCAUCGAGGCGGCCCUGGAUCACUUGAUGAGCUCAGUAGAGCUCGGCUCAAUCGUCCGCGACAUUGUCGCUGCCCCCGCCGGCGAGCUGCUUGACCCGGUCGCGACCUUCCUCGACACGGUAAGCUCGCUAACAAAUGACAAAGAGAGGCAACCGCUCGUGCGGCAGCUGCUCGUCGCGACAGAUACUGAUGUCGGUCGAAUACGCUCCGAGCUCGAAAGCGAUGCGCUCAUCAACCUUGGGUUGGUUCGACCGAGCUUCCCUAGAAUGGCCGUCCGCAAAGCCACCCACGCACUCUAUCGCCAGUCAAACUACAACCUCCUCCGCGAAGAAACCGAAGGCUACUCGAAGCUCAUGACCGAAUACUUCACGACGGUGAACAACGAACCUCCAAGCCAGGAAGUCGUCAGCGAGACAUAUCAGCGAGUCAACGCGCUGAUUGGCGCCUUCGACAUGGACAUUGGCAGAGUUCUCGACGUCACUCUGGAUGUCUUCGCCAACCUUCUUGUCAAGCACGGCAAGUUUUUCGUCAAGCUACUCCGGUCGAGUGCAUGGUGGCCCGAGCUGCGCGGACUCGAAGGUAUCGAAUGGGAAGAGCCAGAUGUCUCAACACUCCCCACAUGGGCCCAGCCAGAGUCGCCGCUGUGGUACUGUUCCGAGCAAGAGAAGGCAGAGCAGCUUCAAGUACGGGAUCAACGAGACCGAAGGUUCUGGCAACGUGUAGGCGAAUUGGGCGAACGAGCAGGCGUUCAGGCAUUCUACGAGCUUGGUGCUCGUCGCAUCGUCUCUAACAACAGGCCCCCGGACCAAACGCUGCCCGCAGAAGGCGCUGCACUCUCAAAGCAGCAGGCUGCGCGGAAGUGGGCAGACGAAUGGAUGGCGCAGACCAAAACUCUUCCACCUCCCAGCAAUGAUACCGCCGCUCAACUUCUGGGCUUCAAGCUCCAAUUCUACGCCUCCGACGCUCGCGAAGCACAAGACUUUCUGCCCGACAAUCUCAUGUACUUAGCUGCCUUGUUGAUCAAGAUUGGCUUCAUCUCCAUAUUGGACCUUUACCCGCAUCUAUACCCACUGGACGAAGACAUGCCUGCACACAAAGACAAAUUAAUGAAGGCGAAGAAAGAGAAGGAAGAAAAAGAUAGAGGACGAAGCGGCAAUGCGCUUGCCAUGGCUGCGGCCUUGCCAGACGAGACUCCAUCCGGAUUCCCGGUGGCCACUCGCCUCCGCGACGCGGACAUGAGGACUUCAGCAAAGUUGGAACCAGAGCGAAGCACUUCCACCAAACCCGACGAGGCAACAGAGAAGAAAGCCGCUUUACCCGAACCAGCAGAUCAGAAGUUCCAGCUGCUGAAGAGCUUGCUCUGCAUCGGCGCCCUUCCCGAAGCCCUUUUCAUCCUUGGACGUCAUCCUUGGAUGCUUGAGGUAUACUCGGAACUCCCAGAGUUUGUGUUCCGGCUCGCACAUCAUUCGCUUAGCAAGGUUUAUGAAACAACAAGGCCAACCUUGUCAGAGAAUCUGUCAAUGACGACCAAAGGUGCUGGUGUCCGGGCAUCUGCAAGGCCAAGUGAUUACAUCCCCCGACGAACGCUCCGAUGGGCAAAGCCUGACAAACAGGACGCUGGCGACGGUAUCGAUUACAAGUUCUACUGGGAAGAUUGGAUCGACAAUAUGCCCGUCUGUCAAGAGGUGGACGAUGUCCUCAAGCUAUGCACGACUCUGCUUGGGCUGAUAGGACCUGAAUGCGGCAAAGACAUCGUUCUUCUGACGAAACUCGCACGCAUCGCAAGGAAGAAUCUCGCAGACGAUCCCUCAGACGCAAACCGCAAGCGCUGGGUCGAUUUUUCCAUAACGUUUUUGGCACCCGCCCUCUCCUUUACGGGCAUGAAUCCUGGUGUCGUGAACGAGGUCUGGGAACUGUUCAAGCAAUUUGACACCGCUACGAGGUACACCAUAUACCAGCAGUGGUUUUCCAGCACAAAACCUGCCAUGCGAGCUCUGUUCAAAAGUAUCAAGGAUGAAACAAACCAUUUGCUCAACCGCGUGUCUGCUGGAAACACCAAGGAGUACGGCAGGAAAAUCGCCAAAAUCUCUUACUCGAGCCCGGGAACCGUCUUGAGUUUGAUCGUCAUUCGACUUGUCAAGUAUCCCAACAUGAUCGAAACCUUAGUGGAGUGUAGUAGAUAUCUCACUUUGCUGGGGUACGACUGUUUGACAUGGACGCUAGUCAAUUUCUUUAUGAAUCCUAACAAGGGCGGAACCCAAGAUGAUGGUAUGUUGUCUUCAAGUUGGCUGAGGAAUAUCGCUUCAUUUGUCGGCAAAGCCUACCAGAAGUACAACUUAAUGGAUCCGACUCCUGUACUUCAGUUCACCACACACCAGCUCUUGCGUCCGGAAGGCGAACUGUUCAUGCUCGACGUUCUCGAACAGAUGAUCACGUCCAUGGGCGGGAUAGGCCUGAGCGGAUCCCUCUCCGAGUCGAUGGUCCUGGCACUCUGCGCUGGACCCUACCUACGCACCUACACCCUGCAACAUCACCUCUCUGACAAGCGGCACCAAGCUGCUUCCUCUGCAAGACGCCUUGUAAAAUGUCUGAAAGAUACGGGUCUGGCACCGCAAAUCCUUAUUGCGCUUGCCCAGCAAAUCGAAGCCUAUGUUCACCGAGUUGACCAACAGGAUGCUCCUGAUAAGGUCGUACUCUUCAAUACCGACAAGCUGCGUUCCAGUUUCUUCCAGUAUCUCGAACUUCUCCGCUCAUACAUUCCCACAAGCGACUUUGAGGGUAUCUUCCCUAGCUUGACCGAGAUGAUGGCUGAAUUUGGCGUUCAGCCAGAUAUCGCGUUCACAGUUGUUCGUGCAAGCAUAGCAGCGAAGGCCAAUGCGUUUAGGUCCGCGAAACAGAGUGCCAUCGAAGCUUCAGUGACCAAUGGCGACGUUAGCAUGAGCGGAACCGACAAGACACCUACCGACGAUGAUGCCACUGUCGCACAAGAUGCAUCUACAGCAAGGAAGGACACAGAAACGAAGGAACAACUUUCAUCCACCGAUGUCGAUAUGGAAGAGGCGUCUAACGACAAGAGUGUGGGAGCCACCACAACUGAGACACCAUCAGCGGAUAUGCUAAAUCCUGAGAUCGAGAAUGUUGUCGAGCAGCUCAAGGCAGCAUUGCCAGACACGUUCGCCAAUCACCCCUGCCUUUCCUUCUAUGUCACGUUCUGGCAACUCUCGUUGCCGGAAGUUGACAAUGUCGGAAUCAAAAAGCAGUAUCUCGACCUUAUUGCAACAUACGAGAGUCAACUUUCUCAGCCUACGGACCGUCGCGGAUACAAUCCUAGGAUUCCCAAAGCGGACACUGAAAAGCAGCGCCGAGCAAGGGCGGAAAUCCCUAAGCUAAGAGAGGAAGAACCUGUUGUUACGAAGACCAACGCGCUGAUCCACGAUCAUCUGCAGAUCGAAAUGCUACGAUGGUUUGAUGGUUUCCAAAUGGUGGAUUCGCGAUCAGACGCGCUUUACAACGCUCUUCUCCAGGAUUGCUUUAUCCCCCGCAGCCGCAUGUCGCUACAGGAAGCGCAAUUCGCAUCUGCCAUGCUCAAAUUCAUGCAUAGGUCCGGUGUGCCCGGAUUUCGCACCAUUAAAUUGUUGGAUCUCCUCUUCAAUGCCAACAAGCUUACAUGCAUCAUCCGCAUGUAUUCAGACGACGAAUCAACAAAUUUCGGCCGAUUCUUGGGCGACAUCCUACGAGAGCUCAACACGUGGCAUGAGAACAAAAAUGAUGCAUAUGUCAAAUCGGCACAUGGGUCAGACAAGAAACUCCCUGGGUUCGGGCGCCGCUUUGACGCAGAUCGCAACACUACCGAGCACCUUGAGUACCAGGACUUCUGCAAGCUCCUAUACAAGUGGCACAAGGCACUCUUUACUGCCCUCAAAAGCUGUAUCGAUAGCGGUAACUACAUGGAGAUCCGCAACUCGAUCAACGUACUCAAAGCAGUCUCUCCAAGCUUUCCAAUUGUCAAUGUUAUGGCCAACGAGUUGCGACAGCCGCUUGAACAUAUGGCUGUUCAUGAUGAACGGGCUGAUCUGAAGGUAACGGCGACUUCCAUCCUGGGAGUUUUCAAGAACGGCGAAAAGCUUUGGCAGACAGAGUCGAAGUUCCGGAAUGUCCCUGAACCACCUUCAAUCACCAACGGGGCCAACAAGUCCACUUCUGAAAAGGCUCAAACACCGCAACCGUCGGAUGCCUCAACGGCGAAGCUCAAUGCAACUGCGUCUGCCUUCAACCCGAAACUCGAAACUAACGGAGUGCAAAACGUACUAGCAGACAAACUGGGAGAUGAUACGCAAAGGCGACCUACGUCGACGCCUGCUACACCUGCACCGCUUUCAAGAGAUCGAGAUCCGGCAUCGAGAGCACCUGAAGUCAAAGCACCUGGGACUGUUUCGUCACAACAAGACAGGAUUCCUAGCAAGCCUGCAACCCCUGCUUCUUCGGCUUAUUCAUCUUCUGUGCCACUUCGACCCGACAACAGAAACAUGCCCGUGCAGCACAACUCAGCCGGCAGAGCGUCGCAUAUCCUACCAAUAAGGCCAGACUCGCAGCCCCCCAGGCCUCGACAGCCUGAGCGGCCCGGCAGUGACCGACAACAUGACUAUGGUUCUCAUAGUCGACACGAUCUCCGAGGACCUCCCCCUGACUAUGGACGUUUGGAACGUCCUGGCGACGCUGUUCGCGACCGCGAACCAUCACCAGGCCGUCGCCAGCCGCCUGGUCUUGAUGGAAGAACUCCUGAGAGACUGUCUUCUGCGACUGAUCGCCGCGAGUGGGCAGGACGAGAUGUCAGAGAGUAUGAAGAUCGAACCAUGCGAGCACCCUUGCGAGACGGUCGAGGCCCGCCAGCACGACCACCUCCCACUUGGGAUCCUCGAGACACUAGGGACCCCAGAGACCAACAUGAGCGCGCUGGUCCUCGAGGUCAUUUACCGCCUCCUCAUAUGGACCCUUCACGAAUGCACACAAAUUCAUCACUAUCUCAGGACUAUCCCUCACAUCGGCGCGACGUACCGCCGUCGAAUAUUCAUCAGAGUCUAGACCGUACAGACCGUGCGCAACCACGUCCCGUACCAGUCACGCCGUCUUCAGCGACCGAUGGGCCCAUGGUAAAUCCGGCGCGUGCUGCUCUUAUUUCCCAACAGGAGUACGGCAGGCACGAGCCCCCGAAUGCCGAUCGUGACAGUCGUCGUGAUCGAGGUCCACACCCACAGUCUCCACGCCGAGUAGAGGAGCAACGCAGAGACGAUCGCCACGGAGAUGAACGCGCACCGCCUGCUUAUCAUGGUCGCAGUGAGGCACCUCGUGAGCAUCGGGAAGAGCGACCUCAACCAUACCUACCCAGUCGUGAUCGUCGAGAUGAGUCGGGUGGCACUCCUACAGGCCCUCGUGGAGGACGCAGCGAAGCUCCUCCACUACCGACCCGAAACCCCCGCGAAAUGUUUCAACCCUCACAGGCUCCAAGGUCCUCGGGUCACCAAGCUCAGGACCCCAACUAUGGAAGACUCAACCAACCUGCUGACCCCAUCCCAUCGGGCCCGCGAAGUGAGUCCACCAUAUCGAUAAACGACACUCAAAGAUUGACUCAGCCAGGCGAACGACCCCAUACACAAGCUAUGCCGCCUGGGCCUUUUCCACCUUCGGGUCCUGCAGUAUCCCACGCUCCGGGCAUUCAUCCGAGUCGAUUGGAGAACAUCCAACGCGUGCCAGGCGGGCCGGGUGGACCAGGCGGACCAGGCGGACCAGGCGGACCAGGCGGACUUUCCCUCCAAACAAAUGCUUCUAAUGUUCCAAGCGGACCGCGAGGACCCUCUCGAGUACCCCAAGCCUCCUUGCCGUCUCCUGUGGGUCGCGGACCUCCCACUGGACCAUCAGCUCCAGACCGAGGCCCAAGGGGCUCAGAAAACAGGAACGCCUUACGAGCUAUCAACAAUGUACUGACACUAAAUGCACCUACUCCCGAGAAGCCGAGUGAUCGCAACGCUCCUCCUCAACACCCACCUGUUCGCGGUCGAGGUGCGACUCGAGCCAACGGCCCUAUGGACGGAGCAUCUGAAACGACCAGCCCGAUGCCGCCACCAUCGCACGCUUCGACUCCCAAUUCUCGCGCUGAGAACCAGCAGUCACGAAGCAGCAGAACGGAGAAUCCACCGAGUCGCAUGGAUGGCACACCACACGAAGAGGUGAGAUCGGAAUCUCGCAGUCAUCGAGAUCAUCGACGGAGUGAGCGAUCAGGUGGUGAUCGAACUCGCUCCCCUGACCGAAGCGAAAAGCGCUCUGAAGAGCGGAGCAGCCGUAGUGGCCCCACGGAUCGUGUCGAAGGACAAGAAAGAGGAUCUGACCGUGAGCGCGGCCGGGAGAAAAGAGGCAGCGACAGAGAGAGCAGCAGACGAGAUCGCGGAGGAGAAGGCGAACGAGCAACCCGUGAUGCAGAGCGUUCUGGACGUGAGUCCCGCGAGUCGCGUGACAGUAGACGUGAACGCGGUUCUCGUGACGAUGGACGAACGUCUGGGCGCGACGAGCGAGAUAGACGCAGCAGGGGAGGAGGAGGAGCAGGUGACGAUAGGAAGAGGGGACGCGACCCAACUGACCAAGCGCAUGGGGAUAUGAAACGGAGACGGUAGGAACGUUAUGACAGCGCGGGAUCGUUUUUAUUUUUGCAUUAUUGAUUUGCUAGUUCAGGGAUAUGGGACAAGACUGCAUUGCACGGCGUUGAAGGUACGAUACCCCGAGCAAUCGUCUCGAGCGAAUUUGGCUGGGUAGCAUUUGUCACGGAGUCUGUUUUUUUUCGAGUGGGCCAUCUUCGGAUGCAUUUCUGGCAUACAGUUGAUCAUCUCUACUAUUGUUUUCUGGUCGACAUGUACAAAAUAAGAAUAGGUGGUGGAACUUGGUAAAAGGAUAACGCUAGAGUCGAAGUAAUUACAAUAAUCUGUUGCGCUC
Dothidotthia symphoricarpi CBS 119687 is the source of this 7686-nucleotide messenger RNA. RefSeq lists its product as uncharacterized. Lineage: Eukaryota; Fungi; Ascomycota; Dothideomycetes; Pleosporales; Dothidotthiaceae. Bases 171 to 7370 code for a protein of 2399 amino acids. The record is from RefSeq and is a predicted model, not a curated record. Gene Ontology annotation, cellular component: THO complex part of transcription export complex. The transcript has 3 exons. Gene Ontology annotation, molecular function: mRNA binding. Gene Ontology annotation, biological process: mRNA processing; mRNA export from nucleus.